Molecule: messenger RNA, 2630 nt
Organism: Olea europaea var. sylvestris
Lineage: Eukaryota; Viridiplantae; Streptophyta; Magnoliopsida; Lamiales; Oleaceae
Product: phosphate transporter PHO1 homolog 10-like
Exons: 13
Biological process (GO): cellular response to phosphate starvation; phosphate ion transport
Cellular component (GO): plasma membrane; Golgi apparatus; cytoplasm
Molecular function (GO): inositol hexakisphosphate binding
Source: RefSeq, a predicted model, not a curated record
GGUUAUUGUUAUGUCUAGCAGAAACACAUCAGAAGCAAAGUCAAGGGAAACCUGGAAACUCGAAGUAUAAGAUUAUGCGAAAAGGAAUGCAGAUAUGAAAUUUGGGAAGGAAUUCAAGAAACAAAAAGUGCCGGAGUGGACAGAAGCGUAUGUAGACUAUAAUGGACUCAAACGAAUAUUACAAGAGAUAUGCCGUGUCAAAAAAAGUAAGCUACCUCCAGCUCCACUGAGAGCUACUCAACAAAGAUCAAUACUAUGCAGAACCUUUAGUGGUUUAAACCCAGAAGCUGGCAAUCUCCAGAAUUCAGAGGACAUUGAGAACCCAGUAAUAGCUGUUAAUACAGUGCAAGAGGAGAAUUGUAGAAAGUUAUACAACACUGAGUUACUGGUGUCCCCUGAAGAAUUGGAAGAGAAUGAGAUAACCUUCUUCAGAAAACUUGACGAUGAGCUCAAUAAAGCAAAUACCUUUUACAAGGACCAGGUUGAGGGAGUGGCUAGGAAAGCGGCUUUGCUUAAUACACAAAUGGAUGCUUUGAUUGCAUUGAGGAUCAAGGUGAUGAAUCCAAGUUUUCAUGGAUCUAGUUAUCUAAGACGUCUUUCCACGAAUAUUGACAACUUGUUCCCCUCAAAGAUCACAUCUCCAAAAAGAGCAGAGACUUUUGGUAGGUAGCAUAUGAAUUUAACACCAGAAAUGGAAUUGAGAUGCCAAGGACUGGAAUCUGACAUCCAUUCUGAAUCCGAUAGCGCUCCUGUGGCACACUAUGUUGGUGCUUCAAUAGACGAGGCAAAUUCCAGCGAAUGCAAAACAACUCAGUUGGAAAUCCUUGAUCGAGUUAAGAUUUCCAAUAAUUUUGAAACUCCAAUAUCAACAAUUAAAGGAGUUUUCAAGGACUCGAAAGAGAAGGAUUUGAGUUUUAAGAAAGAGGAACUUAGAGAAGUUGAGGAAAGGCUGAAACAUGUUUUCGUUGAGUUCUACCAUGAGCUUCGCCUUCUAAAGAACUACAGCUUCAUGAAUCUUUCUGCUUUUUCCAAGAUCCUAAAGAAAUAUGAAAAGAUCACAUCUAGGAGGGCUGCAAGAUCAUACAUGAAAAUUGUGGAUAACUCUUACAUUGGGAGUUCGGAUGAGAUUACAACUCUCAUGGAUCAGGUGGAAGUUACCUUCAUUAAGCACUUUUCAAAUUCUAACCACCGGGAAGGCAUGAAAUUGCUGAGACCAAAACAGAGGAGAGAAAAGCAUCGUAUAACAUUUUUCUCAGGUUUCUUUUCUGGUUGCUCAAUUGCUUUACUUGUUGCUAUUAUUCUACUCAUAGAAGAUAGAAAAUUAACGGAUAAAGAGAACACAACCUGGUACCUGGGUAUGAUCUUCCCACUCUACAGUUUCUAUGCAUACAUCGUCCUUCACAUGCUUGUGUAUGCCACAAACAUAUAUUUCUGGAGGCGCUAUAAAAUCAACUACCCCUUCAUAUUUGGUUUCAAGCAGGGAACUGAGUUAGGUUAUAGAGAAGUCUUUCUCCUCAGCAACAGUCUUGCAGUGAUUACCCUUGGAACUUUCCUAGUACACUUGUACAUAAAGAUGGACUCAAGAAAACAAGAUUACAAGACAUGCUUUGAUCUUUUUCCUCUGGGCUUACUCAUAGUUGUUCUUUUCAUUGUAUUUUGCCCUUUCAGUUUUCUCUACCGUUCAAGCCGUUUCUUCCUUAUCAAGUGUGUGUUUCAUUGUAUUUGUGCUCCUCUUUACGAGGUGACACUUCCUGACUUUUUCUUGGCUGACCAACUUACUAGCCAGGUACAGGCUAUAAGGAGCUUUGAGUAUUACAUUUGUUUCUACACUUGGAAAAAAUCAUCUCGGAGACAAACCAAAUGCAGCAAUCAUGAUGCUUACAAUAUUUUCUACUUCAUUGUUGCAGUAAUCCCAUAUUGGUUUCGUUUCCUCCAGUGUGUUCGUCGAUUGUUUGAAGAGAAACACAUUGCACAUGGAUACAACGGUUUGAGAUAUUUUUUGACAAUUGUUGCUGUUGUCAUUAGAACAGCUUUUGAACUAAAGAAACAAUUCACAUGGCAAGUGUUGGCUCUGGUUAGCUCAGUUAUUGCUACUAUGUUUAAUACAUAUUGGGAUAUUUUUGUUGACUGGGGGCUUCUGCAAAGAAAAUCAAAAAACAUGUUUCUGAGAGAUAAACUACUGGUUUCACACAAAAGUGUAUACUUUGCAGCUAUGAUUUUGGACAUUCUCCUCAGAUUUGCUUGGCUUCAGGUUGUCCUUGUAUUUAAUGUGCAUUCUUUGCGUGGAACGACUAUAUCAAGCAUAUUUUCCUGCCUAGAAAUCCUUCGCCGUGGAAUGUGGAACUUUUUCAGAUUGGAGAACGAGCACUUGAAUAAUGUGGGAAAAUAUCGGGCAUUCAAGUCUAUUCCGCUUCCCUUCAAUUACUAUGAUGACGAUGAUGAAGAUGACGAUGACAAGGAUGACUAGGUGGUCUAGGUAGGCUAUAUUCGAUCCACUUUUGUAGACUAACCUAUAUGAUACGUUUGAUAAAGAGUAUUUGAUGGAGAAGAGGACGAAUAAGAAGCAAUAAUUUUGUUCAUUAUCCUCCUACCCUUGCUUAGACCCCAAGCACAUGUAUUUUAAGGAAAUU